CAGGCGGAGAGGUAAAGUAUGCUGGGAGCAGUGAAAAUGGAAGGGCACGAGCACUCGGAUUGGAGCAACUACUAUGGAGAACCAGAGGAAGAGUCCCAAGAUGAGAAGCAACGCGAUCGGGCGCCGGGGGGCUUCAUCCAGCCGCGCUCUGAGAGACCCAGCAAGCCCAGGGCAGCACGAAGCCAGCGGGCAGCCUCCGGCUUGGCUUGCCCACCUCUUUUCGCAGCAACUCCUCUGCCUUGUUUUUUUGGGGGGGGAGGCCUUCCCCCUUCCCCUGCCCUCCGGGUUUCAGAUCGCGGGGUCGUUUCCUUUCCAGGGGCUGAGCAUUCAACCUGCUGCCAACCAUUUUUAAUGAUCACACACACACACACACACACACACACACACACACACACACACACACAUAUAUAAUGUGUGUGUGUAUAUGUGUGUGUGUAUUUAUAUAUACUAUAUAUAAAUACGCACACAUAUAUUACUGAAAUAUAAUUAUUAUAUUAAUUUAAUGAUCAUAUAUAUAAUAUACAUAUGAUCAUUAAAAAUGGUAGCAGCAGGUUGAUUGCUCAGCCCCUGGAAAUGAAAGGACCCUGCGCACAUAUAUAUGCAUAGUCUAUGAAAUGUACAGCUAUAGGUACAGUAUCUACGAGAUAGAUAGAUAUAUCCAUAUCUAUAUCUAUAUCCAUCUCUCUCUCUCUGUCUCUCUCUCUCUAUAUAUAUAGUACAUACUGUACCAAUAACUGUACAUUUCACAGACUAUUAUAUAUGUAUAGCUUAGAAAUAUAUAUAUAGUUAAAUUAGAUGCAUGUAUAGUUAAAUCAUAUAUAGAUAUAUUUAUAUAUCUUUAAAUAUAUAAAUUUCAUAUCUAUAUUGAGUUAAAGAUAGAUAUAUAGAUAUAUUUAUAUAACUUUGACUUUAAGUUAAAUUGUAGCUAUGUAUAGAUAUAGCUAUCCAUAGGUAUAGAUCUAUAUAGAGAGAUAUCGAUAUAGAUAUAUCUAUCUAUAAAUCUGUAGAUAGAUAUAUCUAGAUCUAUAGAUAGAUAUAUUUAGUUAAAGACGGAUAUAUAGAUAGAUAUAGAUAUAUAGUUCCUCCACCUCCUCCCCCCCAGCAAACCCUUGCCAAGUAAAUACGGAGCUGGCAAGCUCCUUCCCAAGAGGCGACCCGGCUCUAUCCUAGGAGCUCCUAGCUGAACCUUCAUUUCUCUCCCAAUUCCUGCUCACGCAGAGCAGCAAGCACAAAGCUAAAGGCAACCCCCCCCCCCCAAUCCCCUACCACCACCUCCCCGGUAUGAAUAAUAGCGCUCGGGCAGUGGCUUCAGGGCUGGCUGGGCUGCGAGGAGAAGCAUUGCUAUAGCAGCCUAUGUUGUAUGCAUUGAAUAGAAGUCAACGUUAAUCAUCCCCCCCAACUCUCCCUCCUCCUCCCCCCUUGUCCUUGCAGAGCUAUUCUUCAGUGAACAACAUGAAUGCCGGGCUGGGCAUGAACACCAUGAACACCUACAUGGGCAUGCCCGCCAUGAGCACGGCGGCCAACAUGACGGCGGCCAGCUCCAUGAACAUGUCGUACGCCAGCACGGGCAUGAGCCCCUCCCUGGCGGGCAUGUCCCCGGGCACGGGGGCCAUGGCGGGCAUGGGCACGGCAGGGGUGCCGGGCAUGGCGGCGCACCUGAGCCCUAGCAUGAGCCCCAUGGGCGCGCAGGCGGGCUCCAUGGGCGCGCUGGCGCCCUACAGCAACAUGAACUCCAUGAGCCCCAUGUACGGGCAGUCCAACCUGAACCGCUCCCGCGACCCCAAGACGUACCGGCGCAGCUACACGCACGCCAAGCCGCCCUACUCCUACAUCUCGCUCAUCACCAUGGCCAUCCAGCAGUCGCCCAACAAGAUGCUGACGCUGAGCGAGAUCUACCAGUGGAUCAUGGACCUCUUCCCCUUCUACCGCCAGAACCAACAGCGCUGGCAGAACUCCAUCCGCCACUCGCUCUCCUUCAACGACUGCUUCCUCAAGGUGCCGCGCUCCCCGGACAAGCCGGGCAAGGGCUCCUUCUGGACCCUGCACCCCGACUCGGGCAACAUGUUCGAGAACGGCUGCUACCUGCGCCGCCAGAAGCGCUUCAAGUGCGAGAAGCAGCUGGCACUCAAGGAGGCUGGCGGCGGCGGCGGCGGCGGCGGGGGCAGCAAGAAGCAGCAGCAGCAGCAGGGACAGGGACAGGGACAGGGACAGCAGCAGCCGGCCGCGCUCGGGGACAGCGGCGCCUCCACGGGCUCCGAGGACCCCGCGGGCACGGAGUCGCCCCACUCCAGCGCCUCGCCCUGCCAGGAGCACAAGCGCGCCCUGGCCGACCUGAAGGGCAACCCGGCGCUGAGCCCCGCCGGCCAGGCACCUUCGCCCGCCCAGCAGCAGCAGCAGCAGCAGCAGCAGCAGCAGCAGCACCUGCUGGCUCAGCACCACCCGGGGCUGGCGCACGAGGCACACCUCAAGCCCGAGCACCACUACGCCUUCAACCACCCCUUCUCCAUCAACAACCUGAUGUCGUCCACGGAGCAGCAGCACCCCCACCACCACCCCCACCAUCACCCCCACCACCACAAAAUGGACCUCAAGGCAUACGAACAGGUGAUGCACUACUCCGGCUACGGCUCGCCCAUGCCCGGCAGCCUGGCCAUGGGCGCUGUAACGAACAAAAGUGGCCUAGAGUCCUCCCCCCUGGCUGGAGACACUUCUUACUACCAAGGUGUGUAUUCCCGACCCAUCAUGAACUCCUCCUAAGGCGGGCUCCCUCUUGCCACCAGCCCUCCCCCUCCCUUAUUCCACCCCCUCCUCCCCAUGCAAGGGAGGCCCGGACUUUGAUCCUGAUGAUGGUGAUGAUUUUCGUUGGCUCCAGAUGUUGUGUAUAUUUGGGACUUGCUAGUUCUGUGUGCUACACAUCCGCCCGCAAGGAGGACAACUUCCCACCCAGCCAGCCUGACCCCAAAUCCGCCUGGCUUUGGAUGGGGCCCAUAGACGCCCAACCACUUUAAGCAACAAUUUGAA
This is a messenger RNA of Alligator mississippiensis (American alligator), 3021 nucleotides long. It is a transcript of the gene FOXA2, whose product is annotated as forkhead box A2. Lineage: Eukaryota; Metazoa; Chordata; Crocodylia; Alligatoridae. Gene Ontology annotation, biological process: regulation of transcription by RNA polymerase II; cell differentiation; anatomical structure morphogenesis. The transcript is spliced from 3 exons. Gene Ontology annotation, molecular function: RNA polymerase II cis-regulatory region sequence-specific DNA binding; DNA-binding transcription factor activity, RNA polymerase II-specific; protein domain specific binding. Bases 1453 to 2757 code for a protein of 434 amino acids. The record is from RefSeq and is a predicted model, not a curated record.